AUGCCUGAGUCGGCACCGUGCUCGUCUCUAUACAAGGUUCUGAUGGCGCGAGGGGCGCUUCUGCAGCUGCUGUCAGCUAUAGUGCUGAUGGCCGCCUUUGUUUCCGGCCACCAGCUGUGCACAAACCUUGAGGGCCCCACCAAGCCCAGCGCCCCGCUGACAUUUUGCAGCGCUCCUGCGUAUCCCUCCCUGGGGUGCUGCUCUCCCUCUUCUGACCAGCAGAUCCAGGCGUACUUCACGUCCCUCAAUGUCACCGACGCACAGUGCUCCGCCGUGUUGCAACAGCUGCUCUGUGCGCAAUGCGAUCCGUGGGCCUCGCACCUGCUUGGAGUCGAGCAGAACUCCCCGCGGGUCAUCCCGUACCUCUGCAACACCACAAGUGGCAGCACCACCAGCUACUGUGCACAGGUGUACUCAGCUUGUGCCUCAGUCCCCAUUGCUAACAGUCCCUUCGCCCAAACUCCGGGAGCGGGCCUCAACGCCCUCCCUAUCGCCUCCUCCACUCCCACCACGCUGUCAGACCUGUUUCCCAGCCAAGCCGCGUUUUGCAACGCCUUCUCAGCAAGCAGCUUCUGCUAUGAUGGCGCCCCGUAUGUGCUCCCUCCCCCCAGUCCGGCCAAUGCUACGAGUGGCAUGUGCGUCGAGAAGAUUGGGACGGGCACGUAUAUCAACAUGGCAGCCAUUCCAGGAUCGUCGAAUCUGGCGUUGGUGGCCUCGCAGUAUGGCAGGAUCCGCCUGGUCACUCUGCCAGCUGCCGGCAGUGGUCUCAACAUGACUGGCGAGAGCGGGACCCCUUUCCUGGACCUCUCUCAGAAGAUCCUGGCAGGCGGGGAGAACGGUCUGAUCGGCCUUACGGUGCACCCGAACUACACCACGAACGGGAAGUUCUACGUCACUUACACUUGCAACUCGACCCUCCACCCCGACUGCGCAGCCCCCUGUGAGUGCGAUCCCACGCGCACUGCGUGUGACCCCUCCCAGCUCCCGGUCGGUAGCUGCACGCAAUCCACAGUCAUUGCCGAAUACACCGCGCCCAAUCCCUUGACGGGUCCUUCCAACCCCACGGAAACCCGGCGAAUCCUUACCCUCUCAAAACCGUAUGCAAACAAUAACGGCGGGCAGCUGCUGUUCGGCCCGGACGGGUACCUGUACAGCCCACUUGGAGACGGAGGAGGCUCCGGCGAUCCCUGGAACUUCGCUCAGACUAGGAACACCGUUCUUGGCAAGGUCAUCCGCAUUGACGUCAACACCACUGCGUCAAACCCGGGUUACGUCAUCCCGCCCACUAACCCGUACUAUAACCAGACGGGCGCGGCACAGGAGGUGUUUGCGACGGGGUUCAAAAACCCGUGGCGGUGCAAUUUUGACAGCGCACGGCCGACCUACUUGUUCUGCGGGGACGUAGGCCAGACCCGAUACGAGGAGGUCAACCUGGUAACCAAGGGCGGCAACUACGGCUGGCGCACUUUCGAGGGCCCGACUCUGUACACGUCCUCGGUGACUCCCCCCGGGGGAACGACCCCCCCUUCCGCAAUCAGCGUCACUCCGCCCGUCAUGUCCUACACUCACGACCUGAACCCCUCCGACAGCGCGUCCAUAACGGGGGGCUACGUAUACCGGGGGGCGAGCGACACGUGUAACUACGGGAGGUACAUCUUUGCUGACCUGUACGGCAAGGGCUUUACUGGGCUCGAGUCCCCAGCCGACAGCGGCAACUUCACCAUGGCCCGCAUGUCGUUCUUGUGUGCGGGGGCCGCAUCGCCAAUGACUUGCGGGUUGAAGGGCCAAGACCUCACCAACGACUUGCAAUACAUCUUUUCGUUUGGGGAGGACAUCAACCGGGACAUGUACCUGCUGACGUUGGCGGGCGUCUUCCGAGUGACGUCAGGCGACAAGUGCGGGAUCACGUCAUGCUCACAAAACGUGUUGAACGGCACUGCGCAAGCCGCGCCGGCCCCAGCUCUUGCUCCUACACCUUUGGGUGGGGGCGGUGCCUCUACAGAUCCGCAAGUCAUGUCGCUCGUGAUUCUGUUCUUAUCGUUGAUUGCGGUGACACUGUAAGGCUGUCACACCUUGAGCGGAUAAUCUAUUGCCUAAGAUGAAAAGCUGCGGGUCAAGGAUGAGGAACAUUGAGUCUCCACGUAGGAAAGUGUCUUCAACAAACGCUGUUUAGAUUAGCAUCAAUUAUGUAGCUGAAACCGUCUGCAGUACAUUCUGCAACAGGCUUAGUGCACGCCCAGGCCAUGCGACAUGGCUUUGUUACAGCAUCGCAUUCGUCUACAAUUCGACAUACUUGACUGCAGACCGCCGCCGCACGUUUUGAUUGGCGC
Klebsormidium nitens is the source of this 2330-nucleotide messenger RNA. Lineage: Eukaryota; Viridiplantae; Streptophyta; Klebsormidiophyceae; Klebsormidiales; Klebsormidiaceae. The record is from the annotation of a GenBank genome assembly.